Ceratitis capitata (Mediterranean fruit fly) is the source of this 24006-nucleotide messenger RNA. RefSeq names its product microtubule-actin cross-linking factor 1 (gene shot). NCBI's taxonomy places the organism in Eukaryota, Metazoa, Arthropoda, Insecta, Diptera, Tephritidae. Gene Ontology annotation, molecular function: microtubule binding; structural molecule activity; calcium ion binding. Gene Ontology annotation, cellular component: membrane; cytoplasm; cytoskeleton. Bases 136 to 24006 code for a protein of 7956 amino acids. The record is from RefSeq and is a predicted model, not a curated record. The transcript is spliced from 32 exons. Gene Ontology annotation, biological process: wound healing; intermediate filament cytoskeleton organization.
UUUCUACUCAGUCCGGAACGAACUCUCGUGUCGUACGUUUGUUGAAAAAUUUUACUACUUGUACAUAAUAAUACAUUGCGUGUCCAUCAUUGUGAUUUAAAACUAACUUCCUUUUGGUGAAAAUAAGAUCUGGCAAUGACAUCCCACGCAUACUAUAAAGAGCGUUUGGGUUUUGAUCCCAACGAUAUAAGCAAUGAGCCGUCAAUUGCGUCAUCAUCUCAGGUGCGGAAAAACUCGAAACACCAUCACUCGGACAACCCACACAAUCAACACUACGCCAGCUCACAAAAACAUGGUCGACAAAGUGCUGCUUAUUAUUCACAGCAUGCCGUUCAGAUACCUGUUUCGCAAGAAAAGGCAAGAAUCGGUGAUAUUGAUUUCAAUGUGGAAACUAGUCCAGCAAAAAAAGCUAAGCAUUCCACUACACCCUCUCAGCAAGGGGGGCAUGUAGGGGGCUAUGAAGAUGCUUUGACACAAUUUAAAGAUGAACGGGAUGCGAUUCAAAAGAAAACAUUUACGAAAUGGGUAAACAAACAUCUCAAAAAGGCUAAACGGCAAGUGGAUGAUUUAUUUGAGGAUCUAAGGGAUGGCCACAAUUUGCUCUCGCUUCUGGAGGUUCUAUCAAAUGAACACUUGCCUCGCGAAAAAGGAAAAAUGCGUUUUCAUAUGUUACAAAAUGCACAAAUGGCUCUUGAUUUUCUUCGUUACAAAAAAAUUAAAUUGGUCAAUAUCCGGGCUGAAGAUAUUGUGGAUGGCAAUCCUAAAUUGACGCUUGGGCUAAUUUGGACAAUCAUCCUACAUUUCCAGAUUUCGGACAUUGUAGUAGGUAAAGAUGACAAUGUUUCCGCCAGAGAAGCCUUGUUACGUUGGGCACGCCGCUCCACAUUACGAUACCCAGGAGUACGGGUUAACGACUUCACAACAUCAUGGAGAGAUGGAUUAGCAUUUUCUGCGUUAGUACACCGAAACAGACCAGAUUUGUUGGAUUGGCGGAAAGCAAGAUCGGAUCGUCCACGCGAGCGCUUGGAACAAGCCUUUCAUAUUGUGGAAAAGGAGUACGGUGUUACUCGUCUUUUGGACCCCGAAGAUGUGGACACCAAUGAACCCGACGAAAAGUCUCUCAUCACAUAUAUAUCUUCUUUAUACGAUGUGUUUCCGGAGCCACCUUCAAUCCAUCCAUUAUUCGAUAUGGAAUCCCAACGACGUGUCCAUGAAUAUCGGGAUCUUGCACAUCAAUUUAUCUACUGGUGUCGUGAAAAAACCGCAUACUUACAAGAACGGUCUAUUCCGCCAACAGUAAUUGAGAUUAAGCGAUUAUUAAACGAUUUACACUGUUUUCGCAAUGAAGAAGUUUUGGCACGUAAAAAUGAAAAGCAGAAACUAAUUCAAAUAUAUAACGAAUUAGAACGCUAUUUUGAAAGCGUUGGGGAAAUUGAUGUAGAAUCCGACCUCCGUCCCGAAGCAAUAGAGAAGGCCUGGUAUCGAAUGCAAACAGCGCUAUCUGAUCGAGAACUAAUUUUGCAACAGGAGCUUGAAAGACUAGAGCGCCUACAGCGAUUAGCCGAUAAAGUUCAACGCGAAAUUAAGCACGCUGAUGUAAAAAUAUCGGAAUUAGAAGUGCUUAUUAACGAAGAAUCUCGACGUAUUGAACGUUUACAUCCAAUCGAUGCUAAAAAUGUUGUCGAAUCAAUCGAAAUGGAAAUUCGUCAUUUAGAAGAACCUUUACAAAAUAUGCAUCAGGAUUGCCUUGUCCUUAAUGAUGGUCGCUACACUCAUGGUGCUGAAUUACUAGGCAAAGUAAACAAAUUACACGAACGAUGGGCUCAUCUCCGGACCAUUUUUAACUCGAAUUUAGUACAAAAAUUAACCGGAUUGAAAUAUCCAGUACAAGAAACAACUGUAACGAGACAAACCCGAACCAUUAUCGAAUCGCGACAAAUUGAAACCAAUUCCCACUUUCGCGAUCUUCAAGAACACAUUGAAUGGUGCCAACUUAAGCUGAAACAAUUGCAUGCGGCAGAUUAUGGUUCAGAUCUUCCCUCUGUUAAAGAAGAAUUUAUUCGUCAGCAAGAAGAACAUAAAGUAAUUGAUCAAUUCCACAGCAACAUUUUAAAUGAUGAACGCCAGCAAACGAAGUUUUCAGGAGACGAGUUGAGGCUCUAUCAACAACGUCUGAAUCAUUUGCAAAAAUUGUACGCGGAACUUCUAAGUACUUCCACAAAACGACUUUCGGACCUUGAUUCGCUUCAAAACUUUUUGGUUGAGGCAUCCUCAGAAUUGCAAUGGCUUAACGAGAAAGAGCUUAUUGAAAUUACCAGAGACUGGACGGAUAAACACUUAGAUUUGACCUCGGUGCAUCGCUAUUAUGAGAAUUUAAUGACAGAGUUAGAAAAACGGGAAAUACAUUUUGCCAGUAUACUUGAUCGUGGGGAAGCACUUCUCAACCAACAACACCCUGCUUCUAAAUGUAUUGAAGCGCACUUAACCGUUUUACAGCAACAAUGGGCAUGGCUUUUGCAAUUAACUCUAUGCCUAGAGGUUCACCUUAAACAUUCUACAGAGUACCACCAAUUCUUUACCGAAAUAAAAGACGCCGAACAAUGGCUUAGCAAACGGGAUGAGAUACUAAAUAGUAAAUACUCCCAGUCCGACUUUAGCUUGGAUCAAGGUGAAAAUCUUUUACGUGGAAUGCAGGAUUUGCGGGAAGAGUUAAAUAAUUUUGGUGAAACUGUUUCUAACCUUCAACAGCGUGCUCUACUUAUUAUACCAUUGAGCAAACGUCGUCAACCAGUCAGCAGCCCAUAUACAAUUCAAGCUAUUUGUGGAUAUAAACAGCAAGGCCACAUUCAAAUAGAGAAAGGAGAAAAAUGUAUGUUAUUGGAUAAUUCUGGGCGCGUUAAAUGGAGAAUACGUUCAUCUGCUGGUCAGGAAGCCUCUAUUCCAAGUGCCUGUUUGCUAAUACCGCCACCAGAUCAAGAAGCGGUUGAUGCCGCUGAGCGACUAAAACGAUUAUUUGAUCGUACAGUUAAUUUAUGGCAAAAGAAGCAUUUGAGACUUCGGCAAAAUAUGAUUUUUGCCACGAUUCGGGUAGUAAAAAGCUGGGACUUCGAUCAAUUCUUAGCUAUGGGCUCAGAUCAGCGGUCCGCUAUACGAAGAGCGUUAAAUGAGGAUGCUGAAAAGUUGCUUAGCGAAGGUGACUCGAAUGAUCCACAAUUGAGACGUUUGAGGCGAGAAAUGGAUGAAGUAAAUCGCUUGUUUGAUGAGUUUGAAAAACGAGCUAAUGCAGAAGAGGAAAGUAAACAAGCCAGCAGAAUUUUCACCGAAGAAUGUAUAAAUAUGAAGUCCAAGUUAGAAGAUAUGGCUCGUGAACUAGAUCAGAUUAUAUUAGCACCUUUGCCAAGGGAUUUAGAUUCCAUUGAACAUGUACAAGAAAUUCACAAAGAUUAUGAAUAUCGUCUGAAGCAACUUGAUCCUGAAAUACAACAUCUUCAAACAUCGUUUAGAAACAUUCCACUGAAAACACCUGCCUUGAAAAAGAGCCUUGAUAAUUUGAUAGAACUUUGGAAUGAGUUACAUACCCAAAGCGAUUUACAUAAAGACCGUUUGAAAUUAUUGGAGAUGUCUCUGGUGGGAUUAGAGGAGAAUGAAAACUUAAUUUCUGACAUUGAAAGUAAACUGGCAUCCCAUUCGGUAUUACCUUCUUCUGCAGAAGGACUUCAGAGAAUUUAUAAUCAAUUGACUGAUAUACAAGAUCAAAUUACACAUCAUCAACCUCAAAUAGAUAAAAUGAAUGACGCGGCUGAUCAAUUAGGUCGUAUGGGUGUUCCAACCAAAGUUUUGGGAGAUUUAAAAAGUCUUCACACAAAUGUUGGUAGAUUAAAUACACGUUGGGUUACUAUAUGUAACACUAUAGCUGAGAGGAUGCGAUCAUGUGAGUCCGCGAUCGGAUUACUAAAAAAUCUGCAAUCCAGCAUACAAAUUGAAGAAUCCUGGGUGGAUGGCCAAACAGAGAAAUUAUCUGCACUACCAACAGCUACAUCAGCUUAUGAAUUGGAUAAAUUAUUGGAUGCCGCAGUUGAAAGGAAGCCGAAAAUCGAAAAUGUGAACUUGGCCGGAGGACGUAUAAUACGCGAAGCAAAGAUAUAUGAUGGUAAAUGCAAACGCUUCCUGGAUUGGAUAUUGGAAGUAUGUCCUUCAUUUUUACCUCCUCGUAACGAUCUUCUAUCAGGAAACAACGAUCCAGGCACUGCGGAAUACUACGGUCAGCGCUUGGCCACAUUAAACACAAAAUACAAUAAUUUAUUGGAGUUACUGGGUCAACGUUUAAGAACUGCUGCGGAGGUGAAUGGCAUGAAUAAUUCGCAAUAUGCUGAAAGUGUUCAAAAUCCGCUCAAAGUGUUCAGAAGUGAUACCCUUCAUAAAAAUAUAACGGCAGAAGAUGAAUACAAAUCCAAUCUCGUUAAUAGCGAUAUUCACAUACCACAGUCCAGCACUAAUGGCGCAGAUAAAAAUGUAUCGACUACAAUAAUCAACAUCGAAUCUCGCGGCUUCAAAAGAGAAAAAAAAAGCAGCGAUGUAGAGGAAAAUCAGUUAUUAAGCAAUAAUCUUCUCGAUAUUGCUGGCAUCCGAGAUCCACUAACGGGGGAAAGUAUUACUAUAAGACAAGCCAUUUCGAUGCGAAUUUUGGACGUACGUUCAGGUGAACUGAUUUUAAAUGAUAAACAUAUACCCUUGGAAACAGCUGCAGAACAAGGAUUGAUUGAUGCAAAAUUAUCACAAUAUUUGUUAAAACCAUGCGCUGUAAAAGACUCUAGAGGUAGAGAACUUUCAUUAUUAGAAGUCAUUCAGAGCGAAAUUACUGAAGCAGAAUCAGGAUUCGAAUCUUCAGAAAAACGUAUUAAGAUAAAUACUAAUCUUGAGGAAAAUAAAACUAUCGAGGCUCUAUCUAAAGCGACCUCCAGCGUUGCACCUAAUCUAUGCGAGCUAAAAAAAUCCUUAAGUUUACCUGAAGCGUAUAAUCAAGGAUAUAUGAUAAAACAUGAGUCUGUAACGAUAAAGUCGAGUGCAUUAUGCUUAAGCGACGCCAUUGCUCAUGGUCUUGUUGACUCCGCUGGUUGGAUAUCGGACCGUAAUUCUGGUGAAAAAUUCAAACUUGACUCGGCUGUAGCAAAUCAAUUAAUUGAUCCCAAUAUUGUUGAAGUGGUAGAUGCAAAAAAUGAUAGAAAGAUUUCUGUUAGUGAUGCACUGACUCUUGGUAUUCUAAAUUUUAAAACUGGACGUUACGUUAACGAAGCUACAAAAGAAAAGUUAACAUUUAUUGAGGCUAAAAACCGGAAACUCAUUGUUAAGCCCUAUACAUUGAAAGAUAUUGUUGAUUUAAAUUUACUAGAUAAUAGCGAAAAAAUUAUUAGUCCAAUGCGCCGAAGUAAGUUAGAUCUAAUUCAAGCAAUUGAGUUCGGAGUUUUAGAUAAAAAUAAUUUAAAAUGUAUUAAUAAAGUUAAAGGAAAAUUAGUUACUUUGCAAGAGGCAAUAGACGAUGGAAUCAUAUUACCAAGAGAAUUUAAAUAUCGUGAUUUUAUGACUGGAGAGGUGAUGACUAUACCAGAGGCAGUAGAACGUGGUCUUAUAAGUUCGGUUUCACAAAAAUCAAUAUUUAAUAUAGAUGGUUUUAAAGAUUUGAGAAGUAAUGAUUUUGUCAGUUUCAAUAUGGCCUUAUCCCGUGAUAUUUUAUGUAAAAAGGGUCCCAGUUUUGUUUUAGAGGUUAGUAAAAAUGAGUAUUUACCUUUAGAAAUAGCUGUGAAAAAGAAUAUGGCACGACAAGAAGUUUAUGAAAUGUUUACUAAAGGUAUCGGUGUACAUGACGCUAGUGGGAAUGAAUUAACGGUUCUUGAUUUAUGCUAUCAUAGUUUAAUUGAUCCAAAAACUGGAUACUUACUAGACCCAAAGACUGGAAAAAACGUGCCUCUUGAUAUAGCAAUCGAGAAGAAAUUUAUUUCGCCAGAAGGUGCUUUAUUUCUAAGUAGUUUAUUAAAUAUAACACUUACCACAGAGACAGUUACUCGGACAGUUAAUCGGUAUGUGUCAAUUCAAACUACUACUCAAGAAACCCAGCAGAAAAUCCUAACAUUUGCGGAUGCAAUAAGUCGAGGUUUAAUUGAUGAAGACCGUCAGUUAUAUAAGGAUCAUAAAACAGGAAACGUUUAUUCUGUACAACAAGCCCUUUCUUAUGGUCUUUUGAUUCCAGACUCUGAUAAAAAUCCAAAUGCUAAUACCUCAAGUAAAUUAAAUAUUAUACCAAACAAAAAAUAUUUACCAGAAAGUGGAUGUGACGAAAAGGAAAUAUUAACCGAUUCUAGUAUUUCUUUAAGAAAGGAAAUUUAUAUAGAAACGAAAGGUGAAGGAAAUAUUACUGAAAAAGAAAGCUAUUAUGAGAAUAACCGAAAUCAAGAUAAUAAAACUCAGAGCGUUCUGAAAAAAGAUAAACUAAGUUUAGAAAAUGUUCCUACCAAUAAUACUAUGAUCCAAAAUAUUUCAUUAUUAGGAGGUGAAACGAAUAACUCAACUGAAAUGGACAUGGACGUAAGCUGGCGCGAAGAUGAAAGUCCUGAUCCUGUGCAAAUUGAGCCAGGAAAAAUAUAUGAUCCAUCCACAAUGCUGGUAAUUUUUACUGAAACUGGUCAAUCGAAAAAUAUAUUCGAGGCAGCAAGGGAAGGAGAUAUAAAUGAAAAUUUAAUUAAAAUCGUGGAUCCUAGUACAAAUAACGACAUUUCUAUUACAGAAGCCAUAAAUCGUAAGGUAUAUGACCCUGUUAAAGAUAUGAUUUUGACGAAAUGUGGAGAACCAAAACUUGUUAGUGACGCUAUAAAGAUUGGAUUAAUAAAAAUUGCUGGCACACCACUUGUGCCAGUUGAGGAAGCUUUGCAAAUUAUACGAUUCGUUACUGAUCCUAGGACUGGUGAAAGUAUACCUGUUGAGGUGGCCUACGAGCGCGGUAUUAUAUCCCAAAGUGAAAUAAAUAGCUCUUCAGUAACAUUGCAAAAAAUGAGAAAAAUUAUUUUGAAGCCUAUUGAUGCUUUAGAAAAAGGAAUAAUUGAUGCGGAAACCAAAGAUAUACUUGAGAGUUUGUCUAAUAAUGAUGGUUUAUCAAUAAGAAAAGCUCUAGAUAUGGGCCUUAUAGACGGGCAAAAAGGCAAUAUAUUAGACAUACAAAGAAACCGAAUAUUAAAUAUAAAUAAGGCUGUAGAAACUGAAAUAAUUGAUCCAGAAUCAAGCAAUCAUCUAUUAAUACCGUUAGCUAAAAGCUUAUCAAUACCAAAAUUGCUAGAACAAGGACUUAUUGAUAUGGAUAGUCAAAAAAUAAUUCAUCCAGAGAACGGUUACCUACUCAGCCUUAAUGAAGCUAUCAUUUGUGAUAUUCUUGAUCCACAUUCUGUGAUCCUAAAACCAAAUAAUUGUACUCUCCAGGAAGGUUUAAAUGAUGGUAUAGUUGAUGGUAUGAACUCUACUUUUAAAGUUGGUAAUAAAGUUCUCAGCCUAAGUGAAGCUGUUGGAGAAGGAAUAUUUGAUUUGAACUAUGGCAAAAGUACACCAAAUACGUUGCCACCUGUGGCCAUGACAUUUCCUGUUGCAAUUGAAAGAAGACUACUCAUUUCAAAUAAAAAUGAAAUAUCACAUCCAUAUACAGCUCAAAAAAUGACAAUAAAGGAAGCUUUAGAUAGUAAUUUCAUUAUGUGUAUUCCUUACCCUCCAAGAGUAGAUGCAAUCGAAGUAGAACAAGCUUUAAAUGAAGGCCUUAUUGAUGUUCAAAACCAAACAUUUAAACACUCAAAAACAACUAAGGAGACAAUAUCAAUACGUAGAGCCCUUGAAAAGGGAUAUUUAGUGCUGAAGCCGCUCUCUGAAUUCGUUACAACUCAAAGGCCUUUGCCCACUAGUAGAACUAUGGAGACAUUGAAAUCUCUUCAUACAAUUACAACGAAAACCAUUGAAUUGAUGCAAGGAUAUAUUCUGGUGUCUAAUAAUGAAGUUAAGAAUAUUCAAACUGGGGAAGUAUGUACCGUGGGUAAAGCGAAAGAAAUGGGUAUUUUAACGGAGAAAUUUAAAGAGAAUGCAGAAAGCUCAUUAGAUUCAAAAGAAAUUAAAACAAUUGAAGAACGCAUGGAUAUAGUUAAUACUGAAUCUAAAGAUUUUGGAGACAAUAAAGAUAGUAUGGGACUGGGUAGAGAAAGUCAAGACCAUUUUGAAGACGUCCACAAUAGGUAUGUUGAUUCAAAUACGGAAGAAAGUUUGUUAUCAGAAUUCCAACAUAAAAAAGAAGCAGAAUUCAUGCCGGACCGCCUCAAAUGUACACUACAUGAAGCAAUUUCCGGAAAAUUAAUCAACCCAAAGGAUUGCCAAGUAAUUUUGAAUGGCGAAAGGCUAUUAGAUAACGUAGAAACAAUGCUAGAAAAUGAAAACUUAAAUCUUCAGGAUGAAGUAGAAAUUUAUAAUCAGAAUUUGGUGUCAGUGACUAUGCAGCAACCAUCAUACCUAAUUAAUGCUCCACAUAUGUUAACACCAGAAAAAAUGAGCGAGCUCAAUGUUUUUGAUUUAAAACAUGAAUAUUUCAUAGAUCCUACAACAAAACGAAAAAUUUCAUUGCAAGACCUGGUUUUAUAUGGUCAUGUAUUUAAUCCAGCAUCAAUAUUAGUGAAAAAUUUUAGUACUGGUGAAUAUGAAACCUUGCUAGAUGCUUUGGAUCGUCCGCUUCUAAAUCGUCACAAUGGUCACAUGGUAGAUCCGAAAACUGGUCAAAAAAUUCCUUUCUUUGAGUGUAUUAAACGUGGAUGGAUUAUUUAUACUAGCACAGAUAAAGAAUUAGUGCAAGCUAACAUUGAAAAUUUCAUUGAUGUAGAAAGUGGCAAAAUAUUGCUUGGCGAUGGUCGAGUUUGUUCCAUUAGCGAUGCGAUUAAUAAUGGAAUCAUUGAUAUUCAGUCACUCUCAGUUCGAGAUCCAGUGAGUGGCGAAAUUAUUCCACUGCGUAUGGCAAUUGAGUUGGGAGUUGUAAACAUGCAAGCUGGAACAAUGAUCGAUUUUCAGACUUUGCAAGAAGUACCAUUAGAAGAAGCUUUCAAGUUAGGUUUUCUUGUGUCCGGUUCACGCAAACCGAUUUCUCUCGAAGCUGCCAUCCGUAAAGGUCUUUAUGAUCAAGAAACAGGAAAGUUAUAUGAUUCAGAAUCCAAAAAUCAGGUUGAUAUUCAACGUUCCAUAGAAAUAGGAUUAGUUGAUCCUAAAAUAUCACUUAUUGUCGACUCUCUCGAAAAUAAGGAACUAAAUUUGCAUAGUGCUAUUGAAGAUGAAUUGGUUUUGCCAGAGAAUGGACAAGUAAAAGAUACAAAAUCAAAUGUUUUUAUGCCCUUUAAUAAGGGUGUAGAAAAGAAAUUAGUUAAGACCGACAAUGUAACUUGGAGCUUAACAGAAUUAUUACAGCGUGAAUAUUACUCUCCUAAAACCGGUAAAGUCUUCAAUCCAAUAACUGGUAGUGAAAUGCUUCUACAAGAAGCUAUUGAAUUAGGUUUUGUUGAAUUGGAUACUUCUCUAAUAAAAAAUGACGAAAAUGGAACAAUUAUGUCCGGCAAAAUAGCCGUUAAAGAGGGUCUUCUCGAUACAGUAAGCGGUGUGUUGCGAUAUCCACAUCUAACGUUAGAUGAAGCCUUUGUAAAGGGAUACUUAAUAAGCACGAAGAAACCAUUAUCAUUAGUAGAUUGCCUUAUGCGGAACAUGUUCGAUCCCUCAACAUCAACGCUGAAAAUUGACGAUAAAAUUCUUAAUUUAAAAGAAGCAAUCACCCUAAAAUAUAUCAAUCCGGAUGAAUUAAUCAUUUUAGAUCCAAGAACGGAUUCGGUCAUAAGUAUAACAGAGGCAAUUACGAAAGGUCUACUUGACCCAGUAGGCGGCUAUGUUAUUGAUCCAUAUACAUCGGAAAAAAUGUCUUUAGUCGAAGCUUUAGAUAAUAGAGUGCUACUGCCAUCUAAGCGUAAAAGAAGCUUACCAGACGCGGUUUAUCUUGGUCUUUAUGACCCAAAAUCAGGCAAAAUCAGUAACACAAUUACUAGAGAAAAACUCUCAACUGAAACUGCUAUUCGCAGAGGAAUUAUUGAUACGGGUUCGACUAUCGUCAGGUUGGAUAGUAAGUUGCUUCCUUUUAUGGAAGCAGCAGAGGCCGGAAUAGUGGACACAAAGAAAGGUACAGUUAAGAUUGAAAAUGCGUCAGAAACAGAUUUUAAAGACGCGUUUGAACAGGGCAUUUUAAUAGAAGUUAAAACACCAAUUUCACUAGGCGAGGCCAUAGCUAAAAAUGUUUAUAAUGACCGCGAUGGUUAUGUCAUUGACCCUAAGACUGGACAUAAAAUUGCUUUAAUUAAGGCGUUAGAUACACAACUAAUAGAUAUAAAAAAUAUUGAGUUGCAAGAUUAUGAGACUGGGCUAUAUAAAAAUUUGACAGAAGCAAAAGCAUCAGAAGUCAUUGAUUGGGAAAGAGGAUUGAUGAAGUAUAACAAUGAAAAUAUAAGCAUUAAGCAUGCAUUUGAGAUAGGAGUACUGAAAGAUUUACAUGCACCAAUAAGUCUUCAAAAAGCUAUACUCGUCGGUUUGAUUGAUGAUGAUACAGGCAGGAUAAUAGACCCGAAAACGGGUAAGAAAAUAUUAUUACUGCAAGCUACUCGUGAGAGCGUUAUAGAUCCUCAAUUGCCAUGUGUUUUUGAUGAAGUGAAUGAGAAAAUGUACAAUUUAAAUGAAGCUUGUCGUUUCGGUAUUAUAAGUAAGCGAGACGGAAUUUUCAAAGAUCUUGGUAGCAAUAGAUGUAUUACCUUAGAAAAAGCUCUAAAACUGGGACUCAUUAUUGAUAUAGAAAAUGCCAAAUUUGGUUUAUAUGAGGCACUGGCUAUGGGAUUUUAUGAUGUUGAAGAAAAUAAGAUUUUGCAUCCUAUUAACAACAGAAAACUAAAUUUAGAAGAUGCCUUAACUAACAAUGUUAUAAGUGCCACAAGUAGUUUGAUAAAAAAUAGUAAUGGUGAAUAUUUACAAUUAUCCGAAGCUAUUUCGAAAUCAAUUAUUGAUACUGACGGUUACUAUAAUUUGCUUGGGGAACGUUUAAAUUUACACAAUGCUCGUAAACGUGGUCUUAUUGUGUCAAAUCGCCGGCCACAAAAUCUGAAAACAGUAAUAAGUAUGAAGUUAUAUAAUAGUAAUAAUGGUACAUUAUGUGAUCCAACUACCGGUCAAUAUUACAAUUUGUCAGAAGCAAUAAAUAAUGGAUUUAUAAAUCCGAAAACCACCAUAUAUAAAGGCAAAUUAACUGAUUACGACUUAACUGAAGCAUGUAAUAACGAUUUUAUAGACACCUCGAAAGGUCUAGUAACGGAUCCCAAAUCCCAAGUGCUAUAUGAUUAUGAAGUAGCUUUUAAUAGAGGUAUUUUAAUGUCAAUUUCAAGUCUUUUAAAUGAAAGCACCACCAGCGAAGUUAUAUUAGAAACACCCACUCAGAUAAAAGAUAAAACAAAACCUCAAGAAAUGUCUUUAAACGAAGCCAUAAACGUAAAUAUUAUUGAUCCUAAAGCUGCAUUUGUACGACAGGGAAGCUCUUACAAACUGAUUCCAUUCUCUGUUGCACAGCAAAAUAAUUUGUUCGAUAUGAAUAAAAGGAUUGUAGUUGAUCCAAAUUCGUUGUUCUUUUCAAUUGACCCUUCUCUUAUUGUCUACUUGCGAGAGCCUAUUACAUUUGAUCAAGCAGUCGAAAGCAAAAGUCUUGAUUUAGAAACUGGUUUGGUAACGUUUAAAGUAAGCUCCACAGACUUAGUCGAUGAUGACGUCAAAGUAUAUUCAUUAAAGAAUGCUGUUACCGCAGGUGUAAUUGAUCCGCUAUCAGCUCUAGUCAAGGAUGAAGCUAAAACUAAAUUAGUUGGAAUGUCAGAGGCAUUUCGAAAAGGUCUUGUGGAUGCAAAUAAAGCCAAUGUAUUAAACACAAAGACGUCCAAAGUCUGCUCGUUACAAAAUGCCUAUGAAACUGGCUUACUUGUUACACCCAAACGAUCAUUCGGCUUAAUAGAAGCAAUACAGUAUAAUAUAUACAACGCUGAAAACGGAUGUCUAAUAGAUCCAUUUCAAAUGAAUACCGAUAGAAAGCAUAGUAAUCACUUUACAUUAUUAGAGUCAAUUGCGUGUGGUUUGCUGGAUCCUUCGUCCACGGUUGUUAGAGGAUCCGUUACCGAUAAAAUUGUACCAUUAACUGCGGCUAUUAACAGUGGACUCAUCGAUGGAAACAACGGUCGUUUAGUAAAUCGCUCUGAUAAUAAAAAAGGCAUUGAUUUGAUGAAAGCAGCUCAGUUGGGCCUCAUAUUACCUGCCGAACAGCGACAAGCCGUUUUCGAAAAAUUUAACAUCUGUGAGGAAGGUGUAAAUGAAUUACUAAAGUGGGUCAGUACGAUUGAAUACAAAAUAUCAAAUAUUGGAGGUCCUAAAGAGAAAAUUGACGAUAUUCGUAACCAAACGAAUACUUUAAGACAAAUAAAAGAAGAAAUCGAAGCACAACAGCGACCAGUAUCCUCAUGUUUGGAACAAAUACGUCAAAUUGUUUUAACAGGAGCCGAUGUACUUUCUACACCUGAAGUAACUACUUUGGAAAAUGCUGGUAGAGAGUUGCGUUCUAGAGUUGAACGGGUAGGCGACCGUGCCACAAGGCUUUUACGUCGUCUUGAAGCAAUCCGUGAUGAGCUAACUAAAAUUUGUGGCGAAUUAAGUAUUUUCUUUAAUUGGUUACAAGAAGCUCGACAUAAACUCGAAGAUAAAGAGCAAUCUUUGGCUGACCUAAAGAAUUUAUCGGUACAUGGUGAUUCCAUACGUGAGUUCGUAAGCGAUGUUAUUGGACACCAAGCUGAUCUUCGUUUCAUUACUAUGUCAGCACAACGUUUCGUUGAUGGCAGCAAAGAAUUUCUUUCAAUUCUUAAUGAUUUUCGUACAUCGUUACCUGAACGUCUACCUCAUAUCGAACCAAUAUCCAAUGCAGAAAGCCCUAUUCGUCAAGAGGUUUCUUUGAUAUCCACACAGUACAAAGAUUUAUUACAUCGUGCAAAUGCUCUUCAAGAUCGCAUAUCUGGACUUAAUGCUUGUCAGCGAGAAUUCCAAAAUGCAAUUGAUAAGGCCGAGGAGUGGGUUCGUAAUGUACAACCUCGAGUAUUACGUAUUUUAUCCGAACCUCUUUCGGCCGAUACAAAAGCUGCCUCCGAACAAAUGAAUAAAGCAAAAGCCCUUCAUAAUGAAUUGUUAUCAAAUGGCCGUUUAAUUGACAAUGUUGAUCAAACAUUAGAUGAUUUAAUGAAAAUAUUGGGCAGUCAACUCAGUCCUCACGAAUCUAAGGUUUUGGAGAAGCCAGCAUUAGACUUAAAAAGCAAAUACCAAAAGAUGAUCGAUACACUAAAUGAUCAUUGCAAAAUACUUGACAAAACAUUAUUGCAAUCUCAAGGUGUUCAGGAUGCGCUUGAAAAUUUGGUUAGUUGGGCGAAUAAAGCAGAGGAUAAAUUUAAAUUACAAUUUCGUCCAGCUUCUCUUAUAAAAGAGCGUUUACAAGAGCAAAUACGUGAACAUAAAACUUUGUUGGCGGAUGUUAACUCACAUCAGGGAACCAUUGCUAGUGUGCAGACGUCGGCGAAACAUUUGAUGGAUAACGCAUCCAAUCCCCGUAUUGCAAAAACGGUUGAAUCCAAUUUAAAAGCCGUGUCCGAAAAAGUAGAGAAGCUGACAGAGAAAUUGUAUAAGAGAGGUGAAUUUCUUGAGGAUGUAUAUAAUAACCUCCAAAAAUGUUUGGAUGAGAUCGCAAGUACCGAACACGAUUUACAUACUUUGCAAGAAAUGAUCGAUAGUAGAGAAAUAAAUAAUUUAGCAAUCGAUAAACUUUUGUAUCGCAUGGAGGAAAUACUACGCACAAAGGAAAGUAAAGCUGCUGCUUACGAAAACUGUGUUACAAAUUGCAAAAAUUUGAUUGGACAACGUGAUGUCACGGAUACUGGCCCAUUGCGCGAUCGAUUAAAAUCACUGGAAAAUUUAUGGCGCAGCAUCAAUAUUACAUUAGAUGAAAAAUCUAAAUUAUCUAAAAUGAAAGCGGAGCAAAAAGUGCAAUACGAAGAUUUGAAAGACAAAGUGAUUUCUUGGCUGUCUGAAAUGGAAGGCCAGAUAGGCAAAAUGUGCCCUGUUGCUAUAGAUUUAAAAGUAAUUAGAGAACAAAAUGAUGAACUUAAGCCACUUUUCCGGAAAUACCGAGAUUUUAACGAACAUAUCGAAAAGAUAAAUGACAUUGGGGCUCAAUACGAUGCUCUUUUCCAUCCAGAAAGUCCAAACCGGAAAAGGUUGUCUUACAGUCCAAUUAAGCGUGUAAGUCCCAUGAGAACUACAUCUGGAGAAGGAAGAAGUCCAAGUCCUAAUAAAGUCGGUAUCUUGUCCCCUCUUUCUACUACGUCGAGUGGAUUUGGCAGUCGUAGAUCAUCUCAAGAUGGUUUCCAAAUUUCUGAAUUAUCUCCAGUUCAACAUCAAUUGAAAGAGAUCAAUAAUCGUUAUAAUUUGAUAGGUGUUCGUUUGUCGGAUCGUCAAAAUGAAAUCGAUAAUAUGACCGAAGAAGUGAAGAAGCAAUAUGAAAAUUUAAAAACUUUGACAUUAUUCUUAGACCGCAUCCAGCGCCAAGUUCCAAAAGAAUCAGCAUCAAAUAAAGAUGAAGCUGAACAUUGCAUCAAACAAGCUAGGAAAGUUCUCGAAGAUAUGUAUGAAAAGCAAAGUUUAUUAGAUACCACCAAGGUACAAAUCAAAGACAUAUUACGGCGAAAACCUGAUGUGAUUGGCGCUGAUCAGUUGAGACUAGAGAAUGACAAUAUUAUUGAGAAAUGGAAGAAUUUAAGUGAAAUAUUCAAACGCCGGAUUGAAUUUUCUGAAAAAUUACGCGACUUUUUAGAUAUGUAUAACAAUUUAUCCAACUGGUUGCAGAGCAAAGAAAGAAUUUUAACUGUUCUUGGUCCCAUUUCCACAGAUUCUAGAAUGGUUCAGAGUCAAGUGCAGCAGGUACAGGUCCUCCGAGAAGAAUUUCGAAUUCAGCAACCACAAUUGAAUCAUUUUCAAGAAAUUGGUCAUGAAGUUUUGAAUCGUAUUUCAAUUCCGUCUGAUAAACCAAAUAUAGAGAAAAAGUUAAAUGACGUAUUGAAGAAAUGGGACGACAUUGUUGCACGCCUGGAUGAACGGGCCAACAACUUGGGUGGUGCUGCUGAUAGCAGCAAAGAGUUUGAUGCUGCUAUAAAUAGAUUACGAGAAGCUCUACAAAGUAUAAGCGAUAAUUUAGAUGAAUUAUCUACAGAUGGUGACCAUGAAGAAAACUUACGAAAGAUAGAAAACCUUGAAAGACAAUUGGAAGGACAAAGAUCAUUAUUAGCUGAUGCUGAGCAAUCAGCCAUUCUACUGUGUAAUAUUCUUGGAGACUCUGCUUCCCGCGCUGAUGUAAAUUCCAAAGUAGCUGCAUUAGAAAAACAAUAUCAGACAUUGCAGCGAAAGUUGGAUACGAAAAAAGCAGAAACUGAAGCUUCAUUGCGUGAUAGCCGCCAUCUUUCGGAAAGCUGUGCAAAAAUGAUAGGUUGGUUAUCGGGAGAACUUUCUAAUUUGUCCGAGAAAUUGCUUUUAUCGGCACAUAAACCUACCUUGCAACAUCAAAUCGACGCACACGAACCCAUAUAUCGUGAAGUGAUGGCACGGGAACACGAAAUUAUUAUGCUUAUAAACAAAGGAAAAGAACUGGGAGAUCGCCAGCAACACCGAACAGUGAAAAGAGAUUUAGAACGAAUACAGCAACUGUGGGACAAACUUCGUAGAGAAGUCGCCGAGAGGCAGUCACGUCUGCAAACAUGUAUGGAGCAUUGCAAAAAAUAUUCACAGACAUCAGAAACUUUCCUGUCAUGGUUAAGAAUCGCAGAGGAUAAAUUGGCUAACCUAACACCCGGAAAACUGUAUAAAUCCAAUGUGGAAAAUCGUCUGCGAGAUAUUCAAACGCUUAGAAGUGAAGUGUGGAAACAUUCCAACGAAUAUGAGUCGACUAAGGGAUUAGGUGAAACAUUCAUUGCCUAUUGUGACAUUGAUAAAGAUCCAAUAAAAUGUGAGCUACAAGAUAUUAAAGAUAGAUGGGAGAAAUUAAAUAAUGAUUUAAUCAAUAAAACGCAAGAUAUUGAAAAUUGCUCACGGCGAUUAUCUGAUUUUAACGAUCACCUAAGAAAUUUGGAUAAUGCUGUUGGUCGCUGUGAAGACCGUUUAGCGGCUCAUGAUGCCUUAGGAGGAGCAGCUAAAGAUCCGAAAUUACUCGAACGAGUAAAAGCUAUACGUGAUGAAUUAGUUAAAUUGGAGAAACCACUUACAGAUUUAAAAUCUAUGGCAAAAACUAUAUCUUCAGAGUGCCAAGCAGCCGGCGGGGAUGGAGAUCAUUUAUGUGAUGAUGUAGACGGUAUGUUUGACCGUGUUUCCGAUCUAAACGUUCGUCUUAAUGAUCGAUUUGUUGAAUUACAAUCUGCUGCGUCUACCAUAUCGAAGUUAAAUGAGCAAAUUAAAAACUUCUUAGCUGAUUUGAACAAUUUAGAGCAUGAGAUCGAAAACUUAGCGCCACCCGGGCGCGAAGUAAGCAUAAUAAAAUCACAAUUAAAGAAAACAUCUGACAUACAUUCGAAGCUUAAUCAUAUGUCUAAUGCCGUCAACGAUAUGGAACGUUCCUCAGCCGCUCUCAUUGAUUCUGGAAUUUCUACAGAAAAUCAAAUACCUGCUCAAAUUUCUUUGAUCCGAAAUACACUGAGUCGUUUAGAUAAUCAAUGCCGCAAUCGCGAGAACGAUUUGGAAAAUACGUUACAGUUAUUAAAUGAGUUUAACGAUUUAAAACAACAGGCCCUCGAUGACUUACGAAAUGUGAAAUCUGAAUUCCAUAGUUUUAAACCAGUUAGUUCAGAACUCGAUCAAAUUCGUCGGCAACAAGAAGAUUUUCGCAACUUUAGAAACCUCAAAGUGGAAAAUCUAGCACAAAAAAUCAGUAAAGUAAACAAUAAUGGUCGCGACUUAGUUAGGUCAGCUGGCAAUGGCGUUUCGACAGCUGUCAUUGAGAAAGAUUUGGAGUCUUUAAACGAUAAUUGGAAUAAUUUAAAAGAAUUAAUGAAUGAACGUGAACGGCGUUUGGAUGUUGCUCUUUUACAAUCUGGUAGAUUCCAAGAAGCAUUGUCUGGUUUAUCUAAAUGGCUGUUUGACACAGAAGAAAUGGUGGCAAAUCAAAAGCCACCAAGUGCAGAUUAUAAAGUUGUUAAAGCCCAACUUCAAGAACAAAAGUUCUUAAAGAAGAUGCUGAUGGACAGACAAAACUCAAUGUCUUCACUUUCUUUAAUGGGAAUGGAAGUAGCAAAUGCCUGCGAACCUUCAGAACGGGAUUCAAUUGAAGGGCAAUUAAAUGAUCUUGUGAAACGUUUCGAUUCCCUUACAAAUGGAGCCGAACAACGCGAGUCAGACCUGGAAGCAGCAAUGGAUGUUGCUAAAGCUUUCCAAGAUAAAAUAAUUCCACUUGAGCUAUGGCUUGAUGGUGUUGAGCGAUCCAUCAAAAACAUGGAACUUGUUCCAACGGAUGAGGAAAAAAUCCAAAAUCGCAUCAAGGAACAUAAUGAGUUGCAUGGUGAAAUUUUAUCAAAAAAAUCAAGCUUUACUGAUUUAGCAGACAUUGCUGGACAAUUAAUGCAAUUGGUUGGUGAGGAUGAAGCAGUGCAACUAGCAGAUAAAGUUCGAAAUAUUACGGAUCGUUUUACUAAUUUAGCCGAUAUAAGCGAAAAUAUUGGUUCUUUACUUGCUGAAUCACGCCAAGGACUAAGACAUUUAGUUAUAACUUAUCAAGAAUUGGUUGCGUGGAUGGAGAGAAUGGAACAAGAACUCUCUCGAUUUAAACCAAUUGCUGUUUAUCCAGAAAAGCUUCUGGAACAAAUGGACUAUCUAGUUGAACUAAAUGAAAAUAUUGCUAGUCAAGCUCCAAACAUUGAAUCCACUGUCGAUUCUGGAUCCGAGUUGAUGAAACAUAUUUCCAAUGAUGAAGCUUUACAAUUGAAAGAUAAACUAGAUGCACUCCAACGUCGUUACGGAGAAUUAGCGACUAGAGGCGGCGAUCUUCUCAAAAGAGCUAAAAACGCCCUUCCUUUGGUGCAACAAUUCCAUGAUUCACAUAAACGUUUGCUAGAUUGGAUGCAAACAGCUGAAAGUGCUUUUACGGCAAGUGAAUUUGGUCAAGCAGAUUUGUUGCGCCUAGAAUCUGAAUUGGUAGAAAUGCGCCCCGUAAUAGACAAUAUUAAUUUAUUCGGCCCACAAUUAUGUCAAAUUUCUCCAGGAGAUGGAGCAGCUUCGAUUGAGAGUAUCGUUACUCGUGAUAAUAGACGUUUCGAUGCAAUAGUAGAACAAAUUCAACGUAAAGCAGAACGAUUUCAUCUUAGCACCCAACGCGUUAAAGAGGUCACUGGUGAUAUCGAUGAAUUGCUUGAAUGGUUCCGGGAUAUGGACACAACUCUUCGGGAAGCUGAUCUGCCUGCUAUCGAGCCAACAUUGGUACGAUUACAAUUACAAGAGCAUCGUUCUAUAAAUGAUGAUAUCUCGAGUCAAAAGGGGCGAGUCCGCGAUAUAGCCACAACAUCCAAAAAAAUUUUAAGGGAAUCUCCUCAAAGCGAAUAUAUAGCUGCACUUCGUGAAAAACUUGAUGAUUUAAAAGAAAUCGUAGAUUCUGUCGCACAAUUAUGUAGUGAACGCUUGGGAGUAUUAGAGCAAGCGUUACCUUUGUCAGAACAUUUCGCUGAUUCGCACAACGGUUUGUCAAGCUGGUUAGAUGAUAUGGAACAACAAAUUUCAAGAUUUAGUAUGCCAGUCUUACGACCAGAUCAAAUAACUACACAACAAGAUAAAAAUGAACGCCUAUUGCUAUCUAUUACUGAGCAUAAACCUCUACUUGAUAAGCUUAAUAAAACAGGAGAAGCGUUGGGAGCCCUUGUAUCAGAAGAUGAUAGUGCAAAAAUAAAUGAAGUUCUUGAUUCUGAUAACUCUCGGUAUGCGGCACUUCGCCUCGAGUUGCGUGAACGCCAGCAAAUGUUGGAAAAUGCUUUGCAGGAAUCUAGUCAGUUUUCAGACAAAUUAGAGGGCAUGCUACGCGCAUUAGCUAAUACAGUAGAUCAAGUUAAUCAAUUGGAACCCCUUUCAGCACUUCCGCAAAAGAUCAGAGAGCAAAUGGAAGACAAUGCCGCAUUAACAGAUGAUUUGGAAAAGCGUUCAGAUGCUUUUACGGCAGUUAAAAGAGCGGCUGACGAGGUUAUUGCAAAGGCCGGAAAUAAAGCAGAUCCAGCUGUGCGUGAUAUAAAAUCAAAAUUAGAGAAACUUAACAGUCUAUGGAAUGAUGUGCAGAAAGCUACCAAGAAUCGUGGCAGCUCACUUGAUGACAUUUUAAGUGUAGCUGAACCUUUCUGGAAACAACUAAAUGGCGUAAUGGGCACACUAAAAGACUUAGAAGAAACAUUGUCCUCGCAAGAGCCACCUGCUGCCCAGCCACAGGAAAUACAGAAACAACAAGUUGCCUUACAGGAAGUCCGGUUUAAAAUUGAUCAGACUAAACCAGAGGUAGAACAAGUUCGGCGUAAUGGUAGCAAUUUGAUUAAUAUGUGCGGUGAACCAGAUAAACCGGAAGUUAAAAAACACAUCGAAGACUUGGACAAUGCUUGGGACAAUAUAACAGCUCUGUAUGCAAAACGUGAAGAAAAUUUAAUUGAUGCUAUGGAAAAAGCAAUGGAGUUCCAUGAGACUUUACAAAAUUUGGAAAAAUUCUUAGACAAAGCAGAACGUAAUUUUGAACGUCUUGGACCCGUUGGCUCUGACAUAGACGCAGUUAAAAAGCAAAUCGAACAACUGAAGAGAUUUAAGGACGAUGUUGAUCCUCAUAUGCUGGAGGUAGAAGCAUUAAAUAGGCAAGCUGUAGAACUAACAGAUCGUACAUCUCCUGAGCAAGCUGCGUCAAUUCGCAAACCAUUGUCAAUUGCAAAUCAACGUUGGGAAACAUUACUUCGUAAUAUGGUAGACCGUCAGAAGCAAUUAGAACAUGCUCUUUUGCAUUUGGGACAAUUUCAGCAUGCCCUUAAUGAAUUGUUGGUAUGGAUUGAUAAAACCGACGUUACUUUGGAUCAAUUAAAACCGAUACCAGGGGAUCCACAACUUUUAGAGGUAGAAUUAGCGAAACUAAAAGUAAUUGCCAACGACAUUCAAGCUCACCAAAACUCAGUGGACACUUUGAAUGAUGCUGGUCGGCAGCUGAUUGAAACUGAGAAGGGAACAUUAGAAGCUUCAACCACACAAGAGAAGCUACGAAAAUUAAAUGCAAUGUGGAAAAUGUUGAUUCAAAAAGCUUCUGAUCGUCAGCAUGAACUCGAAGAAGCUUUACAUGAAGCCCAAGAAUAUAUUGCAGAGGUUCAAGAUAUUCUUGGAUGGUUAGGUGAUGUAGACGCAGUCAUAAGUGCAAGUAAACCGGUUGGUGGCUUACCAGAAACUGCAACCGAGCAGUUGGAACGAUUCAUGGAGGUUUUCAAUGAAUUAGAAGAGAAUCGUCCAAAAGUGGAGACAAUACAAGUACAAGGCCAGGAAUAUAUCAAACGGCAGAAUAGUAUAAAAGUACCAUCCAGCAAUUUGCAACAUACUUUACGUACAUUAAAACAAAGAUGGGAUGCAAUAAAUUCUAGAGCCUCCGAUAAGAAGAUUAAAUUAGAAAUAGCUCUAAAAGAAGCUACUGAGUUUCAUGAUACUCUUCAAGCUUUUGUUGAAUGGUUAGAUCAAGCCGAAAAUCACUUAUCAAAUGCGUCACCUGUUUCACGAGUUUUACGAACAAUUCAAGACCAAAUGGAAGAGCAUAAAAUUUUGCAAAAAGACGUCAGCACUCAUCGCGAAGCAAUGCUGUUGCUUGAUAAAAAAGGAACUCAUUUGAAAUACUUUAGCCAAAAGCAGGACGUAAUUUUAAUUAAAAAUCUUUUGGUUUCUGUGCAACAUCGUUGGGAACGUAUAGUUAGCAAAACUGCCGAGCGAACUCGGGCAUUGGAUCAUGGAUAUAAGGAAGCGAGAGAAUUCAAUGAUUCUUGGAAUAGCAUUAUGCAAUACCUUAAUGAAACUGACGCAGCGCUAGACCAAUUAAUCGAAGAGGCGGCAAGAUCCAAAGAGCCUCCGAGAAUUAAAAAACUUAUCAGCAAACUAAAAGAUACACACCGUCAACUCACUACAAAACAAACGGUAUAUGAUACAACCAUGCGUUCAGGCAAAAAUCUCUUAGAUAGAGCACCAAAAGGAGAUGAGGCGACUUUUGUUAAAAUGUUAACAGAACUUAAAGAGAAAUGGACAACAGUAUGGUCUAAGAGUAUUGAACGUCAACGUAAAAUGGAAGAAGCUUUACUUUUAUCUGGUCAAUUCUCUGAUGCUCUUUGUGAAUUGCUCGAAUGGUUGAAAAAAGCCAAAAAUCGUUUAAAUGAAAAUAUAUUAGUGCACGGGGAUUUAGAAACAGUACAAGGAUUAAUAGAACACCAUAAGCACAUCGAACACGAUUUACAAAAGCGUGCAACUCAAAUGCAGAGUGUAUUGAAGACUGGUCGGGAAUUAGAGAAAUCUAGUGAGAAUGAAGAAGUAGAACAACAACUUAAUGAACUUCAAGUACUUUGGAACGAAGUAAAAGACGCAGCAAAAAGAAGAGAUGACAGCCUGCGGGAUGCACUCAAAGACGCUGAAAAGUUAAACAAAGAAAUUCAUUCGUUAUUUGAUUGGUUAGAUCAUGCGGAACAAAAGUUACGUUACGCUAAAAACGCGCCGGAUGAUGAAAAGAUAACGCGAGAAAUGAUAUCUUUACAUAAUGAAUUUAUUAAAGACUUGCGAAAUCGUGAGAACCAAAAGACCCAAACAUUCCAGUUCGCUGAAGAAAUUAUAAAUAAAGCAUACCCUGAUGCAAUUCCAAUUAUAAAGAAUUGGCUAUCUAUUAUACAACAACGAUGGGAUGAAGUAUUACAGUGGUCUAUUAAUCGAGAGACAAAAUUAGAACAACAUUUACAAUCGCUUAAGGAUUUGGACGAUUGUAUCGAAGAACUCUUGGCAUGGCUUAAUGGCUUAGAGGCAACAUUAUUAAAUUUAGAAAAGGAGCCUUUACCAGACGAAAUUACAGAGCUUGAAAAACUAAUAGAAGAUCAUAAAGAGUUUAUGGAAAACACAGCCCGUAGACAAGUCGAAGUGGACCGAGCAUGUAAACCGAAACAACAGCCUUCAAACUCGCGAAGAAGUAUGUCGAGAAUAUCAAAAACUCCAAUACAUGACUUACCAGAGAAAUUUACGGAGAGUAAUCUUCGUAGACAAAGCUUCAAGGGUUCCCGAGACCAAGGACUGAAUACACGAAGGUUGAAUCGCUUAACUCCAAGUCGUGAUACUCCAGAUAGGGAUCGCUUGCCGCAUUACGGUCCUCGAUUUUCACCCAGUGUAAAUACAGUCGCUCAAGACCUAGAGUUCCGAUCUCCUCGUGCAAGUUUGUUGUGGGAUAAAUGGCGUUAUGUUUGGAUGCUUUCAUGGGAGCGGCAACGACGUCUUCACGAUCAUAUGAUGUAUUUGAAGGAUAUGGAACGUGUACGCAACUUCAGCUGGGAUGAUUGGAGGAAAAGAUUCCUUAAAUACAUGAAUCAUAAAAAAUCUCGCCUAACAGACCUAUUCCGUAAAAUGGAUAAAGACAACAAUGGUCUCAUCCCACGAAGCGAAUUCAUGGAUGGCAUAUUAAAUACAAAAUUCGACACAUCUCGAAUGGAAAUGAGUGCGGUGGCAGAUCUAUUCGAUCGAAACGGUGAAGGUCUUAUUGAUUGGCAAGAAUUUAUUGCUGCAUUGAGACCUGAUUGGCAAGAGCGCAAACCUGCAACAGAUUCAGAUAAAAUACAUGACGAAGUAAAGCGGUUAGUUAUGCUGUGCACUUGCAGGCAAAAGUUCCGUGUAUUCCAGGUUGGAGAGGGCAAAUAUAGAUUUGGUGAUUCACAAAAACUACGUUUGGUGCGAAUUUUACGUAGCACUGUUAUGGUUAGAGUAGGUGGUGGUUGGGUGGCGCUUGAUGAGUUUUUGCAGAAAAAUGAUCCUUGUAGAGCCGAUGAGCAUUUAGCAGAGCUAAUGCCAAUAUUCGAACGUAUACGUACCCAGGAGCAAGUUCCAUGUGCCUUUCCCAUACAUAUGGGUUCAGGGGGCACCGUUUUUGUACGUUGUAAUAAUAGUCGUUCUUUACCACAAAACCCACAUGUAUUACACUGUCAUCCCACUACGCAUUGGGUACGCGAACGCUCGGUACGUUCUAUACCAAUGACACGUCCAAGCCGGUCUUCACAAUCGGCUUCUACUCCGGACUCGCUGAGUGAUAAUGAAUUCGGUCAAAAUACAUCUUCUGGUCGAUAUACUCCACGGAAAGUUACAUAUACCAGUACACGCGGCGCUAUAACACCGUCUGGAUCUCGCGCAGGAUCUAAACCGAACUCCCGUCCAUUAAGUCGACAGGGGUCGAAACCACCAUCUAGACACGGAUCUAAUUUAUCUUUGGACAGCACAGAUGAAACUCUUCCAUCUCGCAUUCCACAGCGAAAAUCUUCAGCUUUGGGGAGUGGAUCUAUAACUCGACCAUCACGUCUGUCUGUGACAUCAGCAACGGCCGAUGUUAGCUCGUCUGCAAGGAAAGCAGUGUCUGGAUCGGCGAGCCCGGCUCAGUCAAGCAGUGGUGGUAUGAGUAGAGCAUCCAGCAUUCCAAGAUUAAGCAGCUAUGGUAAUAGGAAAAAUGCUAGUGGCAACUCAACUCCAUCUGGCGCUCGUACACCUAGAAAAGGCUCGGCUGAUCCGACAAUAAGCUCGACAAUGCGAUCUCAAGCGCAUCGAGGAACUACACCCGUAAAUAAGCGUGAACCAUUUCGCCUGUAA